Molecule: messenger RNA, 8508 nt
Organism: Onthophagus taurus
Lineage: Eukaryota; Metazoa; Arthropoda; Insecta; Coleoptera; Scarabaeidae
Gene: Megf8
Product: Multiple EGF like domains 8
Cellular component (GO): Golgi apparatus
Molecular function (GO): protein binding; calcium ion binding
Source: RefSeq, a predicted model, not a curated record
AUUUUAAAAUCGAAACGUCAAAAGCUAAAUGUCAAUCCGAUGUCAGUGGUGUCAUGAAAGUUGGUUUAUUCGUUAUUUACAAAAAUCUAUUAGUGAUGUUCAUAAGGAAAGGAUAGUGUGUGAUCUGAGAAAGUUUUUAAUUUAAACCGGAGUGAAUGACACCAAAACUGGACGAUGAGGAUAAAAAUCCUCAGUAUGCAAUAAAACAACAUUUGCUCAAACUAGCAAUAUGCGUAUAAUAAGCAUCUCUUUGAGCGGAAUUUUGGUGUGUCUGUUCAUUUUGGUCGGUUAUGCGGCGGUUGAUUUGCAACCCUGCGAUAAAUCGAGACGGGUGUUCACGGAUACGUGGGGCGUAAUUACGGACGGGCCCGUUGGUUUUAACUACACACAGGAUAGUCAUUGUGAGUGGCUAAUCAAAGCAAAUGGAAGUAGUAAGUUCAUCACGUUAAGUUUUCGUAGUAUGGGAACUGAAUGUUCUUAUGAUUAUGUAUUUGUUUACGAUGGGGAUUCGUUUAAAUCGCCGUUGUUGGGCAGCUUUAGCGGCAAAACUGAGCCACAAAAAGUCAUCGCGAAAUCUGGGUAUAUGUUAAUUUUGUUGUACAGCGACACUAAUUAUGUAUUGGACGGAUUUCGAGCUGAAUAUUCAAUCACAGAUUGUCCUAAUAAUUGUACAAAUAACGGUUUUUGUAAUAAAUAUACGAAUCAUUGCGUUUGUGGUAGUAAUUUCGGUGGAUUUGAUUGCUCAAAAAAGUUAUGCCCAGAUGAUUGUGGUCAAAAAGAAGGAAAGGGGAUAUGUUUGGACGGAUUUUGUAAAUGUUCGCCACAUUAUUCCGGGCAAAGUUGUAGCCUAUUCGAAUACGACGAUGACGGAAAUAAGUGGCAUUGGCUGAGUUAUUCAGAAAAUGGGUUAUCUCAGCGAGCGGCACACAGCGCAGUUUAUGUUCAAGCAACUGAUUCUUUGUAUGUUUUUGGAGGAUAUAACUUAAACGAAGUUAUAAGCAGCUUAGAAGUGUACAGUUUUAAAAAUUCCACUUGGACAGAUGAAUUAGGUAAAGAAUUACCUGAUAGGAAAUUAUAUAAACCCAUAGUACUUGGGACAAUACGCCAGCUACUUGAAAUAGCGAAUGAUCCGUGGUUAAAAGAUUGGGGAAUAAAUAAACAAAAAUCGUCCUUCUUCAGUAACUACAUAUAUAGUUUAAAUGAAAAUUUAGGAAAUCGUCGCACUCAAAGACAUAGUCAACAUCCACGAGGGCAAAAACCCGCUGCAAGAUACGGACAUGCCGCGUGCGAAGUCGAUGAAGGUUUUUUAAUCUUCGGCGGGAAAUUACAUAACGGUAGUUUAGCAAAUGAUUUAUGGCUAUUUAAUGUUUUUACGAAACAUUGGGAGUUACGAGCUCAACUUUCCGACAUCCGACCCCCUCCAUUAACGCGACAUACUCUAACUAGAGCGGGUGACACGAUUUAUUUAUUUGGAGGAGGAACCGCCAGUGGUGAAUUCUCAUCGAAAUUAUUCUCAAUAUCUUUAUUACCCGAUCGUAGCGAAGAAUGGCAAGAAGUUAAAUAUCGUGGUGGUAAAGAAUUGGAUGUUAGGAUUGUUGCCCACACCACGGUUUAUCACGCGGCAACAAAUUCCUUAUUAGUUUACGGCGGAAUCGUAGCUGGAAUCGCGCGAUUUUCAAAAUUAUCCGACAGGAUGUACUCGUUUCAAUUAAAUCAUCGCCAAUGGACCGAAAUCCACUACGCCCGAGAAUAUUUACGCGAAUCUUUUGUACCGAGAGAACGCGCUUUUCACACUGCAAAUAUAAUGGGGAAUUAUCUUGUGGUUUUUGGAGGUUACUCACAUCGACAUAACAAAGAAGAAAUUUGUUACGAUAAUCUUAUGUAUUUGUACCACUUAGGGUGUCACAUUUGGGUUAAUCCUGAAAUUUUGGGGAAAGCUAAAGACUCAAAAUAUCCAAAACAACAAGGCGUUUUCGCUCACGCUUCGAGCGUCCGAAACGGAAACACUUUACUUUUAAUCGGGGGUUAUCACGGAAAUAUCAACGGUGAUCUUUUAGCGUAUACAGUCCCUCCAAUGAUUUCAACACGAACAAACGAAUUUUACGAUCCCGACACGAUUUGUGGGAGACACAAAAAUAACGCGGAAUGUAUCAAAGAUCCGGAAUGUGGGUGGUGCCUUGCGGAUGCUUCUUGUUACGGAAGAACAGUUGGAGCGAAUUGCACGACAAAUUUGUUAACAACGCGGUGUUUGGGAGUUUGCCCGGCCCUUCUUGAUUGCCGGUCCUGCUUAAUUCAUGGACUUUUAUAUCAAAAUGCGAAACAUUUAGUUUCCGCAGCUUACAAACUUGGAUUGGCCGAGUGUACUUGGUGUGUACAAAAUGCUCGUUGUCACCAUAAGGAUGAUUAUGGAGUUUGUGGAUUGAGGGAAGAUCGACCGGGAUGGUGGGGAACUAAAGGAACGGAAGUUGUUAAACCUGAAGAGUGUAAUAAGUUGGAUGAACGACCUGGAUUAACUUUUAUUAAAUAUUAUCAUCCUGUUAAUUUUUCUCAACCGGAUAUUGUUGAUAUCAUAAACGCUACAACAGCAGAUUUAAGCAGCCCAUCUGGUCAUCUUUUAAAAACGGUGGAUGGUUCAAUGAUGGGUCGAAUGUUGGGUUUUUUACGUCCACCAAACGAAUGGGAUGAAAAAUUAAAAGUUUGCGUAGCAUCUUGUAACGCAACGUUAAAAAUCGGGGACGAUUUAGUAUCAAGUAUAUCAUCAAUAUAUCGAAAAGUGUGCAUGCCAAAAAAUUGGCCAGAAGACGUCUCUUCCGAUCGUGUAUCAAUUGAUUUCCUAGCUCAACGCGUUAUAAGCUCAUUUAGUUCCCACCAACAAGUCGGAAUGAUGCAUCUCCAACAUUACAAAGAAAACGAGGAAAAUCAACCCAAAUUUUUUCGAUUCGAAUAUUUAGAACCAUACAGUAACGGAAGUUGUCUUCAAUACACAAAUUGUCAACAUUGCUUAACAGAUGCAAGUUGUGGUUGGUGCGAAUUAUCGAAUCAAUGCGUUUCAAGGGAAUUAGAUGAAACGAAAAGUUGUGUUAUUGAAGACGAUUGGAGAUAUUUAACCUUACAACCAAGCGAAUGUUCGAAUUGUUCGAAUUUUAUCUCGUGCGAAAGUUGUACAGGAUCGGGAUUUUGCGAAUGGUGGAUUGAAGAAGCUAAAUGUGCUAGAAUUGGAUCGUUUCAAGAUGCGGCAACUAACCCCGAAUUAUGUCCAACACCGUGUUAUAAACGCCCGGAUUGUUCGAGUUGUCUUCAAGAAAAAGGGCGUUGCGUUUGGUGUGAAGCAACUCAACAAUGUUUUAGUUUUUCGGUUUAUACCAGUGAGUAUCAAUUCGGAAUGUGUCGCGAAUGGUUAGAUCAAGCAUUUCCACUUGUUACAAAUCAAGAAAGCAAUUUCCAACAAACCACUAAACUUCAAGAUCAAUGCAAAUCCUGUUCGCAUCACGUAAAUUGCACAAAUUGUUUAAGUUCAUUAAGUUGUGGUUGGUGUUAUAACUCUUCAAAUCCAAUAAAUGGGGUUUGUGUCCAAGGUGAUUUUAACACACCCACUGUAAAUUGUUCAACUCAAUUGGGUAUAACCAACGCUCGGUGGGCUUAUGCUCAAUGUCCAGAUGUUGAUGAAUGCCAUUUAGGACUUCAUGAUUGCCACCCAGAAGCUAUUUGCACCAACACAGAUGGUUCAUUUGAUUGUAUUUGUAAACGAGGAUAUUUAGGCGAUGGUCGCACAAGCUGUGUUAAAACUUGUUACAACACGUGCGUUCAUGGCUCUUGUUCUGGCGAACCAGAUUACACCUGCAAAUGUUCAAUUGGGUGGAUGGGCCCUGAUUGUUCAAUAAACUGCGAGUGUAACAAUCAUUCUUAUUGUCCGAAAGGAGUCGGGAUAUGCGAGGCUUGUCAAAAUUGGACUGAGGGUGAACAUUGCGAUUUUUGUAAAGCGGGAAGUUACGGGAAUGCAACCACGGACCAAGGUUGUCAUAAAUGCGAGUGUAACGGACACGGAAACAUCUCAAAAGGGGAGUGCGAUAUACAAACGGGAGUGUGUUUUUGUCAGGAUAAUACCGAAGGGGACCGUUGCGAACGGUGCAAAGCCAAUUAUUAUGGCGAUCCGCGAUAUGGAAAGCAGUGUUAUUAUCAGUGUGAAGCUAGAGGGAUGUUAAAAAGUAGUGAAGGGCAAGGGAUAAGUUCGAGAAAAUCGUAUAAUACUUCAAGAGAACCACCGCCAAGGGAAUGUUUAUGGAUUAUUAAUCCAAGAGUUGAAUUUGGAUCUGCUAUUAUUCAAUUACAAGUAAACGCAAGCGAUUUAAAUGUAACUUGUGGUGAAAAUGCCGUUUAUGUUUAUGACGGUUUCGCGGAAUUAACAGAUAUGAGCAAUCAAAACGCAUUAGCAGCUGCAUAUUGUAGUGAAGAUGCUUUACCAACAUCAAUUGUAGAAUCAAAAACAGGUCACUUAACUGUCCAUUAUAAACAAGGUACUUUCGGGGAAGGUUUUAACGCAAUCUAUAAAGUGAUUCAUUGCGGUCAAUGUCAAUAUCCGCGUAGAUGUAAGAAUGGCCAAUGCAUUUGCGACGAAGGUCGUGUUGGUCCAAAUUGCGAACAAAUAAUUUGUCCCGAUGAUUGUCACAGCGGUGAGGGUCGCGGGAUUUGUGAUAUCAACUAUGGAAGGUGUUUGUGUAACAAAGAUUAUGGUGGGACAUCUUGCGAUGUUAGUUUAAAUGGUACCCAAUUAGUUUUCACCGAACUUUUCAACACAGUUCACUUAGCAGAUACUUUAGAACAUCUCCGAAAAACUUUACCCCGUUUUGGACAUUCCCUUCUCUCCGAUCGUAGUUCAUUAUGGAUGUUUGGCGGUUACUCAUUAUCACACGGCCCUUUAAAUGAUAUUCGCCUUUUCGAUACGCGUAACAGCACUUGGGUUCAAGUAACGGUCGAUUCGCCACCCGAUGCAAAAAUGCCGCAUGGAAGAUAUUUUCACGCUGCCGAUUUAGUCAAUUCAAAACAGUCAAUUUAUAUUUACGGUGGUAUUUCGAUGAAUAAGCGUCGGAAAAGAUUUUUUAACGUUAAUAAUCGCACGUUGAACGAUUUGUGGCAAUUUGAUAUUGAAAAUAAACGUUGGGGUGAAGUUGAGAAACGCGGAGCGUGGCCGCCUGGGUUGUUGGGACAUAGUUUGACUUAUUAUAAAAAUGGAACUUUGGAAAGUUUAAUUUUGAUCGGUGGGGUUUCGCCGCAAUUUGGAUUUUCGAGUGAUGUUUGGGAGUUUAAGCUGGAUAAGGAGGUUUGGGUGAAAUGGGAUGAUGUGAAAGGAAUGGGGCCGUGGGGAAUUUUCGGUCAUACAACUGUGUUUAAUUCUCAACUUAAUUUUUUGUACAUUUUUGGGGGUUACGAAUAUCAUCGGAAACAAUUAAUGGUUACGAAUAAUUUGUAUGUACUUAAUUAUAGUACUCGGACUUGGAUUAAUUUGUUUGGAUAUAGCAUGGAAAAUAAUUUACCUAAUCCGAGAUUUUUACACUCGGCUGUAACAACAGAAAAUUACAUGUUUAUUUAUGGUGGAAAAUCGAUUUCCGGCGAUCAAAAAUUCUUUGCUUAUUCUUACAAUUGCAACCAAUGGAUUAACUUAAUGUCCUCGUCAAUAUCAAAAAUUGGCGAUUUACCAAUCCAAACUUACGCUCAAGCAAUGACUAUCGAAUUAGAUCGAAAUUUGGCAUACAUAAUUGGGGGUUGGGGUACAGACACCGAAUCUACAGUAACCCAAAUCACUUUACCAUCCGAUUUUUGUUCGUUAUGGUCAAAUAAAUCUUGCAUUUACAUUCCUGAUUGUAAAUAUUGCGCGUUGAAAAACGACACUAGCAUUUUAUCGGAAAGCUGUUAUUGGAAAUCGAAACAAUGCCCCUUUGGAAAUUAUGUAAACAUAACAAAAAUUGAAAAUAGCGGUAGAAAUUGUUCUGGACCUUUAACAGAUUGUGAAUCAUUAAAAGAUUGCGGCGCGUGCUUAACGCUACAAAAUUGUCAAUGGUGUAAUAAUAAUUGUACAGAUAAAACAACGUCUUCGUGUUCAGGACAUAAAACAACAUCACCUGAUGAAUGUCCUUCAGAAACUUGUCGCGCGGCAAAUUGCAUACAAUGUUAUCAAUUAGAAAAUUGCGACUGGAUUAACUCACAAUGUACUCAAACUCUAAAAUCAUCAAAAUUAACCGUUGCAUCUUGUCCUCAACCAUGCUCCGAUUACAAAACAUGUUCUGAUUGCUUGGAUAAUCGUGAAGGUGAUUGUCGAUGGUCAACUCAAUUAGACGAAUGCAUUUCAUCAACAUACCAACCAAUUUAUUGUGCUGGAGGAGUUUGCGGAUUAGUUCUCGAAAAAAAAGAUGAUCAUAAAUGUCCAGAAAAAUGUCCUAGUUUUCGACAAUGUUCCGCGUGUCUCACUCACAGUCAUUGUGGAUGGUGUGCUGCGCCCGGAAUUAUGGGGGAAGGAGUUUGCGUCGAUAGCAAUAAAAAAUCAUGCGAAACUAUUUUUGAUGAUGAUUCAUUAAAAACGUUUAACUUAGAUCGAAACAUAACGUAUUCAUGGCAUUAUGUGCGAUGUCCAAAAGAAGAUGAAUGUAAAAGUGGUCAUCAUAGUUGUAAUAACAUCUCGGAGAUUUGUUAUGAUAAAGAAAAAGGAUUCGAUUGUCGAUGUGGAAUUGGUUAUAAUUUGAGUUCGAGUGGAGAAUGUGUUCCUCUUUGUUCACAAGGUUGCGUUUGGGGAAAAUGCGUGGAACCUGAUAAAUGCGUUUGCAAUUUUGGCAUCGUUGGCUCAAAUUGUAGCAUACCAUGUCAAUGUAAUGGUCACGCUAAUUGUGAAGGACCAGAUAAAUUGGAUAAAUGUCUGGAUUGUUACAACAAUACCAUGGGCUCACAAUGUGAAAAAUGUAAACCAUCAUUCGUCCGUGAUCCUCAAGAUAGUAUAAAAUGCAUUCCAUGUACGGAAUAUUGUCACGGUCAUUCCGCAACGUGCGUUCCAGAAAACAUGACUGAAGUUGAUCUGACCAUAGUACUAAACGAAGGUCCGUCGGGACCUGCAAAAUGUUUAAAUUGCGCUAAUUUAACCGCGGGUACUCGUUGCGAUGAUUGCAUAAGAGGUAAUUUUCGGCCACCGCCUAAUAAUUACUCCCAUCCAUGCCGGCCUUGUGAAUGUCACGGACAUGGUGAUAAUUGUGAUUCAAGAACUGGGGAAAAUUGUAAUUGUAAAAAUAAUACGGUUAGUGAAGAAUGUUCAACGGAUAAUGGUCGUAAUUCCGCACAACAAUGUUGGACGGUACAAUGUUCAAGGUGUAAAGAAGAUUAUACUGGAAAUCCGAAAGAGGGGCGACAAUGUUAUAAACAAUUAACUGUAAUGGGAAAAAUCGGUUUCGAUUCGAGUACUAUCGAUCAAACGAAAGAUCAAAGAAAACCGUUAUAUCCGGGUGAAAUGUUGUUUUUAAUGGUUUCCCCGAGAUUCGCAAAUUUAGAUAUUCGAGCGAAUUUUGAUGUUACACAAGGGAUGUUGGAUGUGUUUUUAAGUACUAGUGAUGACGCCUUCAAAGCGGUUGUAAAUUCAUCGACAGGUUUAAAUGAGAUAACUUUUAAUCCCCCCUAUAAAGUUGGGGAAAAUAUUACUAAAAAUGGAGAACAUUUAAUUAUAAGGGAAGCAUCUGGGUUGAGGACUUAUGUUACUGUUGACAAACCUAAACCUAUAUUACACGUAAAAGGAGUAACUGAUCGAUUAGUUAUAAUUUUACCACAGGUUAGAGCUACGAAGGCUCGACAAAAUAUGCACGAAAUAAAAUUUUACUUCAUUAUCCGAGUAAGUGAUCAAAUAGAUAAAGAAGAUAAGCGAGCGUUCGGCUUGGUUUAUUUCCAACAAGAUCAAUUACACAUCGAUUUAUUUGUCUUUUUCUCCGUAUUUUUUUCGUGUUUUUUCCUAUUUCUGGCAGCUUGCGUUGUCGCUUGGAAAGCAAAACAAGCGGCGGACGUUCGUCGGGCUCGCCGAAGACAAGUCAGCGAAAUGUUACACAUGGCCAAAAGGCCCUUUGCUAAAGUCACAAUCAAUUUAACCAGCAGGCCAAGAAUUAGAAGUUGGCUCCCGUAUGAUGUACGUCCGGUUGCAGUUGAACCAACAGGAGAUGGUUUAGCCGCUGUAAUAACUGUAUUUAUAAGUUAUCCCGGAGGUCAAAGCCCUCCUGUAAGAUUAGCGAUGGCAUCGGCGUUGAUUCUCCAUGAUAAACAUUCCGUUACAAGUGGACGUGUUUUUACACGAAGAAGAUCAGCGCAUGGUGUCCCUCAGUUGUGAAUUUUUUUUUAAAUACUCUUUUAAGCACCUACUGAAGAAUGAAAAUGUUGUAUCUCUUCUAUUUUAAUGUUCUACUCUACGUAUUGCUCACGACAAUUCCAAAAUAAGAAAAAUUUUUUAUUAUUCCGUUUUCUUAGUUUUUAAGAAUGAUAUUAAUUUAA